Parnassius mnemosyne (clouded apollo) is the source of this 505-nucleotide messenger RNA. The record is from the annotation of a GenBank genome assembly. NCBI's taxonomy places the organism in Eukaryota, Metazoa, Arthropoda, Insecta, Lepidoptera, Papilionidae.
CAUUUGACAAAAGUAAAAAAAAUUAAUCCAGGUUUUCAGGUUUUGCUGGAAGCUUUAAUAUAAAGAAAAAGAUGCUUACUUCUUCACUCGUCACUGGCCUUCGGGCUGCUCGGUCCUCUGUCAUCGUUACAAGAAAUCUAGCCGCAGCGCAAAAAGCUACAGACCCUAUUCAGCAGCUUUUCGUGGACAAGAUCAGGGAAUACAAGAAGAAGAGUGUUGGUGGCAAACUUGUUGACCCAACUCCAGCGAUAGAAAAGGAACUAAAAGCGGAACUAGAAAAACUGGAGCGGCAGUUUGGAGGAGGUGCUGGAGUAGACAUGACAUCAUUCCCCACAUUUAAAUUUGAAGAGCCUAAAUUAGACCCCAUUGAUGAACAGGCACAGCAGAAGAAGUGAAGAAAUUAAGUGAUUCUUUAGAAAUAUAGUUUACAAUAUUUAUAUGAUGCUUGGCAGAAAUUAUUGGAGUAUCUAAGUAAGAGAAAAAUAAAAACAUUCUUCAUUGGUUG